Messenger RNA from Procambarus clarkii (red swamp crayfish), 2670 nucleotides. Its product is annotated as small glutamine-rich tetratricopeptide repeat-containing protein alpha. The record is from RefSeq and is a predicted model, not a curated record. Gene Ontology annotation, cellular component: membrane; TRC complex. Lineage: Eukaryota; Metazoa; Arthropoda; Malacostraca; Decapoda; Cambaridae. Gene Ontology annotation, molecular function: protein binding; molecular adaptor activity. Gene Ontology annotation, biological process: post-translational protein targeting to endoplasmic reticulum membrane.
CCAACCUCACAUAUUAACCAAGCAGAGGAGUUAUAAUAAUAAGUUAUUACAUGUUUGUCAGUUGGUGGCGCGAGCUGUAUUAUUGGAACGUUGAGGCGACGGAGUGGCAGUGUGGAGGAGCUGGCGUGGAGGAGCAUAAGUCACCAUGGAGAAGGAAGUCGUAAGCCGUUUAGUGUACUCGAUGAUACAGUUCCUCCAGUCACAGCUGGAAGGAGGGACAGGCGGGAGCAACCUUUCAGAGGAGGGCAUAGAGAGUGUUGAGGUUGCUGUUCAGUGCCUUGAGACUGCUUAUGGUGUAUCACUGUCACAGAAUGACUUGGCAGUAUCCAAGAGUCUUUACCAAAUAUUUAAUGAAGCCACCAAAGGAGAGCCUGUCCGCGAAAAUGCAACACGCAUUACUUCUGUGAAAAUGGAAAGUGCGCCUAAGGAAGCCACCCCUGAGGAAAAGGAAGAAGCUGAACAACUGAAGAAUGAAGGCAAUAAACUUAUGAGGGAUGAAAAGUUUACUGAAGCUCUAGAUUGUUAUACCAAAGCUAUUAGUAAGGACUGUUUAAAUGCUGUUUACUAUUGUAAUAGAGCAGCAGCUCACAGUAAACUGAACAACCAGCGAGAAGCAAUCGAGGACUGCAAGCGAGCUCUUGAGAUUGAGCCUCAAUACAGUAAAGCUUAUGGAAGAAUGGGAUUAGCAUAUUCAAGUUUAAAUGAUCAUCACCAAGCAAAGGAAUGUUACAAGAAGGCAUUGGAACUUGAACCAGACAAUGAUAGUUAUCGAGGGAAUCUUUCCAUUGCUGAAGAGAAGAUAUUGAGAGAACCUCAACCACGGGCCAACUCUUUAGGUGGAUUUGGACCUGGAGGUUUGCCAUUUGGUCUGGGUAACCUUGCAGGGUUGGGAGGUCCUGGUGGCCCUGACCUCGCAAGCAUGCUGAAUAAUCCUGCACUUAUGAAUAUGGCUACACAGCUCAUGUCAGACCCUAAUAUGCAAAAUAUGCAUUCUCAUUUCAGGAUGAGUAGCUUCAUGGGCAAUGUCGGUGGCUUGGGAGGUCCUGCCACUGUCCCCACUGGAGCACCCAGUGCUCCUGCUGAAGCUGCUUCAAAUGGUGGCAUGGAAGCUUUACUUACUGCUGGGCGACAGUUGGCAGAGCAGAUGCAGUCCCAACACCCAGAGCUGGUUGAACAAAUUCGUCAACAGAUGAACCGUGGUGCUGGUGGCAGCACGGGAGAUUCACAAAACAGUAACGAUCAAGAUCCGCCCCCUCAGAGUUAACCAUGCUGUACAGCUCAAGAGUAUAUAGGACCUCAUAGCUACUUGCAUUUAGGAGAAAGUGCUUGAUUUGGUUUCACAUAUUUAUUUUCCCAUGUUGAGGGAUUUGACUGUGCUGUAUUCUAAAGUUCACAAAUAAUGUGCAGGUUACGUGUCGAUGAUUAUAUCGAAUGAUAUGUGAAAUUCAUUAUGUGUUUGUUUUCAUCUUUAAAAUAUUGUGAUGUUUCUAGCAAGUUGUUCAAACAUAAUUUGUACAUAAAAUUUCUCGCACUGAAUUACUCACUAAAAUAAGAUUACAUUAUUUUGUUAAAUUUCUUGAAGUGUUUUCAUUUUGUCAAUAUCUUUCUUUAAAAUAAUUAAUAAAUUUUAAAGAUAUAUCUUAUCUCAUUUUUUAUAUACCUCCAAAUAUAUUGGCAAUCAUUCAAAAUCUAAUUAUUAAGAGAUAAGAUUAAUAAUAUAAUCGCCUAUUAAUGUUUAUAAUCCAGUUCAAAGUAAUAUACAGCAGAAUGUCUUAUUUUGAAAUUCUUUAUUAUAUAAGAGUGAAAUAUUUAAUUUAGGCCCUUUGCAAAGUGCUUGGAUUGUUCAUAGUUUAGUGCUUCUGGCUUGCAUAGAAGUGACUACCAAAUCCCAAGAGUACAGUAUUUAGCAAAGGAUUUGGAAGUAGUAAAUAUAUUUUUCUGUUCUUGAAACCAUGUAUUUUGCAUGGAGAUUGUCAAGAUUUUCACAUUUUAUCUUUUUUUGGCAUUUUGUAAAUUGUUGAAUUAAUCUGAUUACUGAUAUAUUCAGGAGGAAUAUAUCUAUAGACUUAUAUUUAAUAAUUGCUUGUGUUGCUAGUAUGUGCGUGUGAUCAAAAGAAAUGUAGUUGAAAUGGUGUUUAUUUACCGGUGCAUUUCUUGCAUUGCUUGUUACAACUUGAAUACAGCACCAUUACUUAUCAUAAGUACUCUCUAAAUUCUUUCUUGCAGUGGUAAAUUUAAUAAUAAAUAUUGUACACUGCUUGCAAAUUACAAAAGUAAUUAAUAUUUAGAUUGCUUGCUAGGUAAUUUUUCACAAUUUUUCCUUGAGUACAGGACAGUAUGCGAUGGAACCCUCAAACAAAUCUCAUAUUUGUGAAAGAUAUCAAUUUCAAAUACAGGUACUAGAAUAUUCACUUAAAAGUGCUUGCCAGUUAUGUGUAAGUCAUUUACUGUCAUAAACUGUAGUGGUUAUCUAAAAAUAAAUGUUUACACAACCUUUUUCAAAUGGUUAGCUGAAAAAUUAUAAAAAAAGACAAAUGUGUUCUAGCAAGAUAGCUUAAGUAAUGUAACUGUGGGACCUCUGUACUGUAAGUAAACAUUGUGCACAUGUAUGAAAGGAUUUGUUACAUAUGAUUUAAGAAAACUUGUUAAAUACACUGUAUAUGCAAAGUA